Molecule: messenger RNA, 4505 nt
Organism: Prinia subflava (tawny-flanked prinia)
Lineage: Eukaryota; Metazoa; Chordata; Aves; Passeriformes; Cisticolidae
Gene: BARD1
Product: BRCA1 associated RING domain 1
Exons: 11
Coding region: 1069-3480 (803 amino acids)
Biological process (GO): protein K6-linked ubiquitination
Cellular component (GO): BRCA1-BARD1 complex; BRCA1-A complex
Molecular function (GO): protein binding; ubiquitin-protein transferase activity
Source: RefSeq, a predicted model, not a curated record
UUGUAUAUGGGAGCAGCAGGUUUGGGUAUGGGAUCAAUUUGGAUGCUGCUGUGGUAUCUGGGCGGGCUGAGCCAACAGCAAGAGGUUCAGAAAGGCUGAGUGGGUCCUGCUCUUUGGCCACAAUGAGCCCUGCAGCUCCAGGCGGGGCAGAGGGGCUGGAAAGCUGGGAAAGGCCCUGGGGGUGCCGGUGGCAGCGGCUGGACACGAGCCCAGGUAGGCAAGAAGGACAAGGGCACCUGGCCUGUGGCAGGAAUAGUGCGGCCGCAGGACCAGGGAAUGGCACUGGCGAGGCCACACCUCAAGUGUUGUGCCCAGUUCUGGGCUCUUCAGGACAAGAUGGAUGUUGAGGGGCUGCAGCAGGGCAAAAGAAGGGCAGCGGAGCUGGGGAAGGAGCACUGGCUGAGGGAGCUGGGAAAGGGGCUCAGCCUGGAGAAAAGGAGGCUCGGGGGGAUCUGCUGGCUCUGCACAGCUCCUGACAGGAGGGGCAGUGAGGGGGGCCGGGCUCUGCUCGCAGGGAACAGGGAUGGGACUAAAUGGCUUUAAGCUGCGUGAACAUGUGUCAUCUGCCCCUAAAGUUUGGAAAUUCAGACACUCUAUGUUCUGCAACAGGCGUAAAGACUAGUGCGGCCCCUUUUCUCCUAUCACCCUAAAGUUCAGAAUUGUCUGGGUCCUGUAACAAACUUGCCAGUUUGAUGUUCGUAGAGACAAAAAGACCCAUUUUCCCCCAAGACUGUCAAGCCAUUCUUUCAGACCUAGUCGCUCCUGAAGACAUUAACAGCCUAUUUGCCCUACAAUUACUGAAGACUCCCGCCUACGGAGCCGCACGUGGAGACAUUAGCACCCACUUUUCCUGCCACACCCUGAACGACCGCCCUGCUCCAGGAAUCCCCAGUCUCGGGGCCGCCAUUUCCCCAGCCCGCCCCUCACGGGCGGCCCCGCCCCGCUCCCGGAGCGCGGGAAACGCUGAGGGCGGGCGGCGCGCGCGGCCCCCGCGCCUGCGCAGUGCCGGCGGGCGGGGGAUUCGGAGCGGCGGCGGGAAGCGCUGAGGGCACCGGGCUGAGAGGAGCGAUGAGGGAGGCUCUGCGCGGGCGCUCGGGCAACCAGCCUGCCCCGGGCAGCCCCCUCCGGCCCGCCGCCCCCUCCAUGGCGCAGCCCGGGCACUCCUGGUCCCACACCCGCGCCGCGCUGGGGCGGCUGGAGAGGGCGCUGAGCUGCUCCCGCUGCGCCGGCGUCCUGCGGGAGCCCGUGUCCCUGGGGCAGUGCGAGCACGUCUUCUGCCUGUCCUGCGUGGGGGACUGUGUUGGCACUGCGUGCCCCGUGUGCCACAUGCCGGCCUGGGUGCAGGACGCGCAGAUCAACCGGCAGCUGGACGACAUGAUCCAGCUCUGCGGCAAGCUGCGGCAGCUCCUGGGCGCCUCAGAUUCAGCAGAAGAUACAUCCACACCGCCUGACUCACACUUAGGGAGAAAGAGCAAGAAGGAACAGAUAAAAAUGUGGUUCAGCCCAAGAAGCAGGAAAAUUCGAUGUGUGGUGAACAGGGAUCGGGCUGAGACUAAAAGCAACGACCUCGGUCAAGACACAUCUUCAGUUUAUGAGUUCUUCCCUUCCCCUCCUCACCAAACCCCCUCCAAGCCAACAAAAAAAACAACCCCGAGACAGAUUAAGAAGAUGAAGAAGAAACAUCUAGCAGACAUUAACAAAGAGUGGAGCUUAGAGGAACCUGAGCAGAAGAGAGCUGAGGAGAAGACUCCCAAGGAAAAGUGUGUGACCAUCUGCAGUCAGCCAGUAGUGCUGUGCACUCAGGAGCCAGAGAGUCCUGACAAAAGACCUCAGCAAGAGUCUGUAAAGGAACCUGACUCCAGCAAUAAUCAGGAAGAUGUGGAAGUUCUACCACAGGCAGAAUCCCCAGAGAAGAAAGAUGACAGUGAGGCUGUGUGCUCUGCACGAGAUAGCAAGGAAAAGAAUUGUGCUGCAGAGACAUUGCAGUCAGUAGCAAAUGAAGUGACGCCUUUGAAACGUGGAAGAGAGCAAUGCAGUCUGCGGGGCACUCCUCAGUCUAAAAGAGCAAGGAGGAGUGAGAGGAGCAUUCCUGGGAAGUCAGGCGGGCAGGCCGAGGGCUCAGAGGAGUCACUGCAGGGCUCCCCCGUCUGCCCAGCCACUGAACGGACACCAGCUCGGAUUUGUUCCUCUGCCUCCAAACUCGCUGACACUGCAGUGAAGACCAGAAGAUCUGCAGCCCUUCAGGCCAGAAGCAGCCCUUCACUUUCAGAAUCUCCCUCCACCCCAUCCACCCCUAAGAGCUGCAGUCGAGCAGCAACACCACUCAGUCCUGCUGUGUUGAGAUCCCCUGGCGGCAGCACAAUGGCCAGAAGAAAUCACAAGGGAGAGACGUUGCUCCAUGUUGCUGCCAUCAAGGGUGACUUAGCAGCUGUGGAGCAGCUGCUGAAGGACGGGGCAGAUCCCAAUGUCAAAGACAACGCAGGCUGGACACCACUGCACGAGGCGUGCAACCACGGGCACGGGGCGGUGGUGGAGCUGCUGCUGCGGCACCGGGCGCUGGUGAACACCACGGGCUACCAGAACGACUCCCCGCUGCACGACGCCGCCAGGAACGGGCACGUGGCCGUGGCCGAGCUGCUGCUGCUGCACGGCGCCUCGCGGGACGCCGUUAAUAUAUUUGGUCUGCGGCCUGUGGACUAUGCAGAAAGCGAGAAGAUGAAAUCUGUGCUAAUGUUACCAGUGAAGAAUGAAUCAUUUCCACUUAACCAGCCCUCUGAGGCACUGAGCUCCAGCCAGCCAAGAAAUGGACCCCUUGGAAUACUGGGGAGCAAUCUUAGUGCGGAGCAGCAGAAAUUGCUGAACAAAUUAGCAGCAGUCCUGAAGGCCCAGAGGUGCACUGAAUUUAACAGCAGAGUAACUCACCUGGUUAUCCCCAGUGUUCAAAUGCCAACUACUGUCAAAUGCAUGAUGGCUGUUCUGACUGGAUGUUGGGUCCUCAAGUUUGAAUGGGUACAGGCCUGUCUGCAGAGCUCAGCUCGAGAACAAGAGGAGAAGUAUGAAGUCCAAGGCGGCCCCCGGCGCGGGCGGCUCAACCGCGAGCAGCUGCUGCCCAAACUGUUUGACGGAUGCUACUUCUAUUUUUUGGGACCCUUCAAACAGCACCAGAAGAGCGACCUGCUGGAGCUGGUGAAAGCAGCAGGCGGCCAGAUCCUGCUGAGGCAGCCCAAGCCAGACAGCGACGUGACCCAGACCAUCAACACGGUGUCCUACCACGCAGACCCCGCCUCCGACCAGAGGCUCUGCACCCAGUACAUCAUCUACGACGCCACCUCCAAGUUCCAGCCCGAGAAAACCCGGCAGGGCAAGGUGUGGAUGGCCCCCUCCAGCUGGCUCAUCGCCUGUGUGAUGGCAUUUCAGCUCCUGCCUGUGAAGGGAACAUCAAAUGGCAGCAGGCCAAGAGCAAGGCUGGAAAAUCUUUAAAUUCAAGGCUGAGUCUUGGGCAGAUGGGAUGCUCUGGCAAACUGCUCUGAAGCUGGGAGUUCUGUUUUGGAUUCAGGAGAGCUUUCAGCAUUUAAGUGAGUUACUAAGGUGGCUGAUACGCUAGAAUAAAUGAACAUACAGUGGAGGAGAAGAUUGAAAAGUAUUAUUUAGUAUGCUUUAUUUUUGCAUUGAACUUAAUAAAUGCUUAAUAAAUAAUCACUGACAUUUUGUAACUGGAAUUUGGCAAAAUUAAACCUUUUGCUUUCUUGAUUUGAACCAACCCUUUGUAGGCAAUUGAGCAUGACCCCAUUUAUGUUGUGCUUAGCAUUCACUGGUAAGGAUCAGCUGUAUUUUUCAAGAUUUCCCAGGCUAGAAUUUGUAUUUUUUUUUAAAUAACAGACUCCAUGCAUCUGAACCUGUGCAGACUUGUCAGGUGACAUGUGACAUUUAUUAUAACUUUUUACAACUGAAUUUUGCUGGAAAUUGUCGGCAUGGGGGAGUUAAAUAAAUGGCCUGAAUUCAUCUGGAAGCAGACACUUUUGAGAACACUGUAUUUAAAAAUCUUGGUCUAAAAUUUACUUAUUUGUAAAAAGAUUGAUGCCUUACUCACUCCUGUCCUCAUUCAUGCUUGUAAACAUGUAACUAGAAUUCAGUUCUAUUUUCUGAAGGCUUUUAAGCAUUGAGAUCCUUAUUUAAUUAUUAUAAUAAAUAUUUUUGUAAGUUUGGAUGGUUGCUCUCAUGGCUACUUUAAAGGAAGAAAAAAAAGUGAUCACAAAAGAGUUCUGCUUCAUUUCUACCUAAACAGGUGGCUGCACUGGAUCAAUGGCUGAUUAUUUCAUAUUUGUUACUGCAUUUCUCAUAAUGGCUCAUAAGUUAUUGUCAGAAUCUUCCGCCCUCAUCUGUGCUCUUGUGUAAUGUUUUGUAUCUAAGCUUAUCAAUUUGUAAAUGAGAAAUGGUGUCUUGGAAUAACACACAAUAAGAAUGAUGGUUGUGGGCUAGUGCACAAGUUCUGUGUGUUUGUUUUU